CUCUAUGGUUUUUGGCUUGGUACAAUUCAUUGGCUUCUUGACCGUGUAGCAAGAUGGAAGGUACUAACAAGAUGGCGGAACCCUUUGAUGAGGAACAGUUCUAUUUCCCAAAUGAUUUUAAAGUUCGGGACAUGCUUGCUGGCAUGAAACAAAGUGCUCGUUCUGAAGAAAUUAAAAAACGAUCAAAGUUGGAUGCUGAGGAUGGGUUGGUGUGUGACGAACAUGAUCAGUUCUAUCGUGAUCAUAAAUUGUUGCUUCAUUUGUUUCGCGUGCUGGCGGUGAUGCCUGUGGAAAGAAAGAAGGGUCGAAUUGUUUUCAGCUGGUUAAGCCCUACCUGCAUCUAUGCUUACGUAUUCUAUGCAUGCCUGACCAUUCAAAUUAUUUUGGUCGGGUCCGAACGGGUGGAAAUUUUGACCGCUAAGAGUAAAAAAUUUGAUGAGUACAUUUACUCCAUCAUUUUCGUAGUUUACCUAGUCCCUCACUUUUGGAUUCCCUAUGGAGGUUGGAGUGUUGCUCGUGAUGUGUGCGUAUACAAAAAUUCCUGGGGUUAUUUCCAACUCGAUUAUUAUAAGAUCACUGGAAAGAGUUUGGAGUUUCCUUACUUAAGUACCCUGAUUGUGAUCAUUAGUUGUGGAAGUCUUAUCUGCGCCAUUGUCUUUAUAUUAACUCUAAGCGCGUUAUUGGAGGGAUUUACUUUGUAUCACACCACUGCGUAUAUUCAUGUGAUCACUAUGAUCAAUAUGAACUGUGCCUUAUGGUAUAUUAAUUGCCGAGCAAUAGGCAAUGCGAGCAAGUCUCUUGCGGACAGUUUCGAAUUGGAUAUAAAGGAUUACUGCGCGGCGCAUAUCAUCAAACACUAUCGUGUUCUGUGGUUACAACUGAGUGAAAUAUUACAGAAAUUGGGCAAUGCUUAUGCCCGAACAUAUUCAGCUAAUUCAUUGUUCAUCAUAACGAAUAUUACAGUCGCGAUUUAUGGUUUUACUUCGGAGAUUGUUGAUGAAGGGUUCCGCUUUACUUUCAAGCAGAUGGGUUUGCUGGUCGAUGCGGGAUAUUGUAGUGUUCUGUUUUAUGUAUUCUGCGAUUGCUCGCACAAUGCCUCUUUGAACAUUGCCAGUCGAGUGCAAAAUUCUUUGAUGGGGAUUGAUUUAUACAAGGUGGAUAAAAAAACUAUUGCGGAGGUAAAUUUAAUAGAUCAAUUGCACUUUGGAACACUUGGGUUAUAUAAACACAUAUUAUUUUUUGUGUUAAAAAUAUUAGGUGGAGCUAUUCCUUGUCGGAAUUCGUAUGAAUCCACCAAAGGUGUCCCUACAGGGCUAUACUAUCGUCAACAGAGAACUAGUUACAUCCAGUUUGGCAACAAUCGCAAUCUAUCUGAUUGUAUUGCUUCAGUUCAAGAUCAGUUUGGUCAAACAAAAUUAAAAUCGCUGUUUUACUCAUUUUAUCUGUUAAUAUGUAUGUAUGCUGAUUUUUUUCUGCAAAAUAAAUAUCUUAGUUUAAUUCCUGUCGAGUGGUGGGAUCGGUUGCUUUGGGUUUGAAGUCAAAAUCGUUGAAAACGCGCACCGUGUAUGGUAUAUUCGCAUACCAAUUAUUGCAAUACGUGGUAAGGUAUGGUUUUACCAACUCAGUUUUGUACUGCCGCCAUUGCCUCUGUCGGACGAACUGAGCGAAUACAGCAUUCGUGGUGGGGAUCCGCUUAGUAAGAAACUGCUUGAUCCUCAACCAAAUUGCAUCACGGCCUAAUAGGAGGUAGCCAGGGAUUUGCAAGCAGGUGACGGGUGUUACCGCGACAACUCGACGAUUCUGCAUCGGCUCACCCAGAGAAAAGCAGGCUUUUUCCCCAAAGACGCAUACCUGAAGCAUUCGAGUUACAAACAUAGAAAAGGAUAGUAAUAAACAAUAAUAUAAACCUG
Molecule: messenger RNA, 1910 nt
Organism: Dalotia coriaria
Lineage: Eukaryota; Metazoa; Arthropoda; Insecta; Coleoptera; Staphylinidae
Gene: Tcgr2
Product: gustatory and odorant receptor 22-like
Exons: 4
Coding region: 54-1535 (493 amino acids)
Biological process (GO): sensory perception of taste; male courtship behavior; chemosensory behavior
Cellular component (GO): neuronal cell body; membrane; dendrite
Source: RefSeq, a predicted model, not a curated record